AAAUAGAAAUAAAACUAUAAUGGGAAAGCAAAUCUGUCCUUCCAAAGUCCACCAUUACUGCAUCUUUCUCUUAGCAACAAAAAGCUUCUUUAAGAAAAGAUCGUAUUAGCAACUUCAAGAAGCAGCAAUGGCGGCUCCUCUCUUUCCCGCCAUUUUCACUGGUUUCUUCUUCUUCGUCUUCCUCAUCUCUCUCACGUCGCAAGAUCAACUAAAUAACAACGACCACAACCUCUUGAUCCGUGAAUUGGAUGACGCCAAGCUAAAGCUCUCUCGUUUGGAAUCUGUUCUCGAAGAAACAAUUCAAAGCAUUGAUGCUAAAACCCUUCUUCUCAAGGAACGCGAGAAGCUUCUCGAAGACAUGGAAAACAAGAUCACUUAUCUGCAGUCUGUUAUAUCCACUCUUAAGGAUGAUUCAUUACUUGCUGAUGAAAAGCUUAAGGCUCUAGAAGAGGAGGUACGUUUGCUUUGGGAUGCUUCGAGAAAGAACAACUUUGAACUUCACGUUUUGGAAUCAGAAGCACAGGACACUGAAGAUAGGGUGGAAGCUGUUAAUUUAAAAGUUGAAAAGAUGGCAGAAGUUGUUACAGAACAAUGGAUUCAAAUUCAACAUCUUGAGCAGGCGCUUCAACUUGCACAAAGGAGGGCAUUGCAAGAUCAAAAGCAAAGGUACAUGAGAUGCUCAUUCUUGAAGUUCUUUAAUGACCUUUCUGAAAGACAUCUUCCAAAGAUGCUUGGUGCAUUGGAAUAUUAUUCAUUCGGAAAAGGAUCUACCAUUAAGUACUACAUGUCUCAAGCUCUGCAACAAUUAAGAAGAUUUUACUCAGCAAUUAAAAAGUAUCACCAUCAGUUGCAAGGUUUCAUCAAACAAGAAAUGCGAAGAAAUGAAUUUACUGCAGCUUUUGUCAAUGAUGAAUUGGUAUUCUUUCUGGCUUCGGCAUUGAUUACCUUCCCUGUACUGGGUGCUUGGAUGGUGCUGUCAUCACAGUUCAGCUAGGUCAAGAAAUCUCUUCCAUUGCAGUUUAUAUUCUCUUCUGUCAUCUAGAAUAUAGAAUCUGAUUCCGCACAGCUAAAAGGUGAAAGAUGAGUUGGGACACGCACACACCACACACAGGGACAAUCUGCGUAUAAUCAUCACAUCAGCAGUAACCAACGACACGAGUUUAUUCCAGUGUCCAGAUUAAUACAAUAUGAUAUAUACUUUUGAAAUUUGCAGCCUGAGAGUUUUUCACGCUCGAAAAUUGAAAUAGUUACCAUCAGGCUUGCUAGCUGCUACAUUUUGAUUUUACUUUUUAUGCUUUUAUCACCACAAUUAGAGCUUUACUGCAAAGUAAUAA
Gossypium arboreum is the source of this 1334-nucleotide messenger RNA. RefSeq lists its product as uncharacterized. Lineage: Eukaryota; Viridiplantae; Streptophyta; Magnoliopsida; Malvales; Malvaceae. Bases 128 to 994 code for a protein of 288 amino acids. The record is from RefSeq and is a predicted model, not a curated record. The transcript has 9 exons.